Molecule: messenger RNA, 600 nt
Organism: Parasteatoda tepidariorum (common house spider)
Lineage: Eukaryota; Metazoa; Arthropoda; Arachnida; Araneae; Theridiidae
Molecular function (GO): RNA-DNA hybrid ribonuclease activity; nucleic acid binding
Source: RefSeq, a predicted model, not a curated record
AUGCCAUGCAUCUGUCCUGUCGAAGGUUUGCCCAAAGUAUUCUUCCAUACUGAUCUGGGAACCUACACAAACAAAAACCUACAAGUACCUGAUUAUCUCAGAUUGUUGGCUUUUAAAGCCAUCAGCAACAUCCCUAAACAUGCCAUGAAAAUUUUUACUGAUGGAAGCAAAAAUGACCUUAGUCAGACCGGAAGCGGAAUUUUUAUCGAAAACCACUCCUUAAAACUUUCUAGACGUAAUCCAGAUAACUGCUCGGUUUUUAGGAGCAAACUCAUCGCCAUUGACGUCGGAUUGGAAACCAUCCUAAGUGACACUGGCUCUGAGGACAUUUGGAUACUUAGUGACAGUCGUAGUGCAAUUCAGCACCUACAAAAUUGCCAUCAGGUCAGUGACCAAGUAGGUUUACAAAUACUGGAGAAACUAAAACACAUGUCUCAAAAACGAGACACUCAAAUUCAGUGGAUACCUUCUCACGUAAAUGUGUCAGGUAAUGAAAUUGCUGACUUGUUGGCCAAAAGGGGCUCCAUAGAGACUUUGACUAGUCUCGACUCCUUCACUUUCCAAGAAAUUUCUUCUGUGUGGAACAGAAACUGCAAGUAA